AUGAGUGACUGCGGCAACGGCGUCCUAAAACAGUUCAGAUUUCCAAGACUUACAUCGGAGCUACGGGCGAACUGCCUCAGUGCGGACCCGUUUAUGUUAGCCGGAAGUGUCGUCGAUGACGAAGUUGGUAACAGUCCAGUCAACGGUAUUAAUGAUGCAAGUUGGUGCAUUGGUGACAGUGAGCAUGAUGAAUUGUGGACACAGCGAAAAGCACCGUCUCCGGAGUUGCCCCGGCAUUCAAGAAAGCCGAAGCUUGGGCCAAAAGAACGCUUCCUCAAAGCUGCUCGCCAGGUGCGCAUGUUAUGCGCCGUUACGAUCAGCAUUCGUCAGUACGCAACGGAAGCCGGCGUCUCUCUCUUCUCCACUCUUCCCGAUCUAGCACAGUCAAUGAGCAAACUCCCAAACGUCAAAACAGACACUGAAAAUGGAGGAACGCAGAUUGCAUUUGACCCCAGGGCUUUCAAAAGUAAUUAUGAGUUCACUAUUCCAACAAAAGUUGAGAAAAUUUUGGAGAAAAAUCCAGAAGAACGCACAGUUGAAGACGUCAAUAGCAUUGCCAACCUGAUGAGGGGUCUGCACAGUUUCCGGAAAUAUACAAAAGCAAUACAACUGUUAUUAUGUAAAGUAGUACGAUUGGAAAGAUACGGUCGGCGGCGAGUUGUAGUUCGUAAAGGGCAUCGAGGCCGUGGAUUUUAUUUUAUAUUUUCAGGCACCGCAUGUGUGACACUAGACGAAGACGACGAGAGUGUGUUCGUUAAGAAAGAAGUUUCGGUUUUGAAGAAAGGAGCUUCAUUUGGGGAAAUAGCGCUAAUGAAAGACAUACCUCGAACAGCUACUAUCGUCUGUAUGGAGGACACGGAGUUCUUAGUCAUCGACAAAGACGACUUCUUUGCCAAUGAUUUACAUUUACAUAUCCAGAAAGAAUUUGAGUUUCGACAUACUUUUCUAAGCAAAUUGGACAUAUUUGCUACUUGGUCAGAGAGCAGUCUUCAAGAAAUUAGUGACAUGGGUCGCUUGGAAGAAUACAAUCAUGACUCCCUGAUUGUUAAAGAUGCACGACAAUAUGAAUGGCUUCUCUUUGUUACCAAGGGAAGAUGUGAUGUCCUGAAACUUGUCGAUCUGUCCAAGAUACCGUCAUUCCAGCAAGCUUUAGAACAAGAAUACGGCGAGGCUGACAGCUUAAAUGGUAGAAAGUUACCAGCUUUACAGAGUUUAUUGGAAGAUUACAUAGCUGUACCAAAAGGGCAUUAUCCCCCACAAACGGGGACUAACUUAGGAGUACCUGUCCAAAACACAAAUAUACAGAAAAACUCACCAAGACCAAGAACGACAGGGCGAAUGCUGCCGAAACAUGGAGAAGGCGAUGAGGGUAGAUCUCGCAGUAAAAGUGCUGCUAUGAAGUUGACAUAUGGCACUAGCAGUAAGAAUAAAAUAGAUCUAGAGAGAAAAGAAUCAGGAAGUAACCCAUACCUCGUACUCAGCAAUGACUUCAAUUCGUCAGAUGAUGGUAGUAUUCAUGAAAAUUCAUUUUUCAGCACAAAAAGUAUCUUAUCCCAAGGAACACCUACAAAUGCAAAUCAGAUCGGUUAUGGUGUUUUCGUCAAAGUGGACUCUGUUAGAGCAGGACAGUGCUUUGGUCUACAAGGAAUAAUUGGAAAAAUGCCUCACAUAUCCCUCGUCAGCGGAGGAUGUGAAGUCAUCAGAGUGUCAAUGUCCAGAUUCCGAGAAGAUGCAGACGCCGCAACUUUGAGAGAAGUGGAAAAACAGAUCCCUGUGUUUCCAUCUGAUGCUGAACUCUGUGCAAAGUUCUUAAAACAGAGUAAAUGGAAAAAUUUUAAAAGUGAUAUUGUGCAAGGAAUCAUUGCAGAUGCGCAGUUCAAGAAACAACAGACCGAUGUAAGAGGCCAACGAUCAGGACGGAAAUUAUCUGAUAAUAUGAUAUCAAAUACAGCCUUAUUUACAUCACAUGCAAUGCCAAAGAUUCAGUUCAGUGCGGAGGCCUGGGUCUCAAAUGCUGUACCCAAACAUAGAGAUAAUGCAGCACUGCACAGACCACGGCCACGGACGCAUGCAAGACGAUUACAGAUCAGCCACAAGCCAUGUCAUAGAUUUAUUUCUCCAUACAACAGCGACAUAACAACAUCACGACCAGAUUCAUCAAUAUCACAAUGCAGCAGUCAGGUCGCACCACAACAUAGUUUUGUUGCACAAGGAAGUCAACGAAGACUUGUUGUCAUAGAACGAGUAUCCAAACCAACGUAUACAGGAAGUUGUUCAUGGAGAAACUAUUAUCAGCACUAGUGAUACAGUAAUCCAACACAUUACGACUGCCCAAGAUGUUUUGAGUUUUAAAAGCCCAGAAUACCCAGUUUCAAUGUUUAAAGGAAAAGUCAAGGCUAACAACAUAAUACUCCCA
This is a messenger RNA of Saccoglossus kowalevskii, 2416 nucleotides long. RefSeq names its product cyclic nucleotide-binding domain-containing protein 2-like. Lineage: Eukaryota; Metazoa; Hemichordata; Enteropneusta; Harrimaniidae. Gene Ontology annotation, molecular function: cAMP binding. Gene Ontology annotation, biological process: spermatogenesis. The record is from RefSeq and is a predicted model, not a curated record.